UCGGCUGAAGGGUCACGUGACACUGUUGUCAGGUAACAGCAUGGCGGACUCGCACGUUGAGCCUCUUCACAAAUUGUAUCGCUUAUCCAGCUAACCCCGCUGUGACAAGAAAAUCAUCUUUUCAGCCGGUGAAGCCCGAACACACGGCAGAAUGGAGGAGGAAAACAAACUGCAGUUCCCGUCUCUACCCGCGACUAAGGAGGAGCUUCUGGACUGGGCUUAUCCGAUGAGAAGAGAAAUGCAGGAGAUUUUACCUGGACUGUUUUUAGGGCCCUACUCUGCUGCAAUGAAAAGCAAGCUGCCAACUCUUGAGAGACACGGCAUAACACACAUCAUUUGUGUCCGCCAAGACAUUGAAGCCAAUUUUAUCAAACCCAAUUUCUCUCAUAGAUUUAGAUAUCUUGUUUUAGAUAUUGCUGACAAUCCAGUAGAAAAUAUAAUUCGUUUUUUUCCUAUGACUAAAGAGUUUAUUGAUAGCUGCUUGGCAACAGAUGGAAAGGUGCUGGUUCAUGGCAAUGCAGGGAUAUCGAGAAGUGCUGCCUUAGUGAUUGCCUACCUUAUGGAAACAUUUGGGAUGAAGUACAGGGACGCAUUCAGCUACGUACAGGAGAGGAGAUUUUGCAUCAACCCCAACGUAGGUUUUGUCCACCAACUGCAGGAAUAUGAAGCAAUCUAUCUGGCCAAACUGACCAUUAAAAUGAUGUCACCAAUAGAGUUGGGCAGGUCGUUCUCUCUACAAGCUGGGAUGCCAGGAAGUCGCAAACGCAGCCUGGAGGAGGAUGAAGAUUUUGGAGCAAUGCAGGUCACAGCAACACAGAACGGCUGAGCUUUACAGACUUUAAGCUGUGUGGCACUGUGCACUCUUUUCUUCAUGUUUUUUUACAUUUUUAAUGGGAUUAAAAAUGUAAAUAUUUGAAUUUUUCUAAGGGGAAUGGGAAAGAGGGUGGGAGGACAGCUUACCCAUGUCUGAGACAUGGAGUACUUAUGAACAAGGGUCAAAAUUGAUAACUGUUUUGUUAUUUGAGCAGGAUGCACUGAUGGGAGAUUUUUUUUUUUUUUUUUUCGCAGUUUUAUAGUAUUUAAGCAUUUUGCAUUUGCAGCGGGACAGUAUUGCAAUAAUGCACUUUGAAUACUUGAAUUAGUGAAAAUAAUCUGAUUGGGGAUGUCUGCAUAAGGGAGCGAAGAGAAGAUGUCACCCAGCGGAGGACAAAAGGAGUAGCUAUGCCUUUAUUUCAGGAGUAAUAAGGUGAUGAACUAAUAAGGCCUAACAGUCAAGAACAGAAAAAUGCUAAACACUGCUUAAUAAAAACAAGUCCUAAGUACUGUA
Xiphophorus hellerii (green swordtail) is the source of this 1327-nucleotide messenger RNA. RefSeq names its product serine/threonine/tyrosine interacting protein (gene styx). Gene Ontology annotation, biological process: protein dephosphorylation; negative regulation of SCF-dependent proteasomal ubiquitin-dependent catabolic process; regulation of ERK1 and ERK2 cascade. Gene Ontology annotation, molecular function: F-box domain binding. The coding region runs from base 152 to 826 and encodes 224 amino acids. NCBI's taxonomy places the organism in Eukaryota, Metazoa, Chordata, Actinopteri, Cyprinodontiformes, Poeciliidae. The transcript has 11 exons. The record is from RefSeq and is a predicted model, not a curated record. Gene Ontology annotation, cellular component: cytoplasm; nucleoplasm.